GACAAAUGAGGGCAUCCAGUACGAAUUCCUGGAAUGUCGUCAUUGAAGAGCGCGUUUGCACUUGUCACUUGUUUGGGAAAAUUGAUUUUGAGUGAAUUUGCACAUUGACGACGUGCGUUUACAGUGCUUUCACCACCACUCCGUAUCUUGCCUUCUAGAAGGCAAUCAACUUGUGAAACUUGGGUCCUCACAAGUCAGACGCCUGACGCCGUUAAAGUUCAAAUCAAACCAGUGCCUUCUUGUUGGUGGAGGCUGUUGGAACGCGCUGCAAUGAGGAGUUCCGACCGUAGCAGAACGAUUGCUGCUGCUGGUGUUCUGGGUGCACUGGUGCAUGGCUAUGAUACAUCUUUUACUUCUCCUAGCACGUUGCAGGCUCAUAUCCCACGUACUCAGGCACAGAGUGGUGCGCGCUCAAGUGGCCUUGGAGUGAUGGGUGCCGGCGCCGUGGCUGCCUGUGCAGCUACUGCUGCUGCUGUUGUCAGGCCAGGGCGACCUGCCAAAGGCAGCCCUGGUAGGCAUGUGGGCAGGACUGCAGCAUCUGCACUCAACCCAGACAACUUCAGCGAUGUUUGCGAUCAGACUGGUGUCACCCUGAAUCGCUACAUGAUUGAGGCAAACCGACAAGGGGUUGUGGACACUGACAUCCUUUCGGUCAUGAACUCUAUCCGGGAGGCCACAAAAGUCAUCUCUAAGCUGGUGAAUACUGCUCCGUUGGCACAGGCUGAACUUUUGGGCCUGGAAGGUGCAAUCAAUGUGCAGGGCGAGGACCAGAAAAAGUUGGAUGUCAUCACAAACGAUGUCUUGAAGAAGGCCCUCCGAUACACAGGGAAGCUGGGCACGAUGGCAUCUGAGGAGGAAGACAUGCCCGUAAGCGCGGCUUUGUCUCUGGAUCUGGAGACCACAGCUUCGGGCACAGUCUUAUCUGACACUGGAAAGUAUGUGUGCGUGUUUGACCCGCUGGAUGGAAGCAGCAAUGUAGAUGCUGGCAUUGCCGUCGGCACCAUUUUUGGAAUUUUCAAGGAAUCUGAGGAGUCCAAUGCAGUUUGUGACCUUCCAGCAAACAUCAAGGAUCUAGAUGGUGAUCAAGUAUCCUGCCUUGCAGCAACUUUGCAGCCUGGCAAGGCUCUGGUCGCUGCUGGCUAUGUACUCUACAGUUGCUCCACAGAAUUGGUAUUCACCUUGGGAAGGGGUGUUGUCGGCUUCACUUUGGACAGCUCUAUUGGCGAGUAUGUGCUGACCCGUCCAAGCAUUGAGAUUCCAAGUCGUGGAAAAAUCUAUUCCUGCAAUGAGGCCAACAUGGAAAACUGGGACGAGCCCUUCCAACAGUACAUCAAAGACAUCCAAACAGGCAAUUGUGAGACGAAGAACAAGUACUCGCUUCGCUACAUUGGGUCAAUGGUGGGAGACGUCCAUCGCACGCUACUCUACGGUGGCCUUUUUGCGUACCCGGCAGAUACGAAGAACAAGGAUGGGAAACUUCGACUCUUGUAUGAAGCAGCGCCAAUGUCGUUCCUCUUAGAGCAGGCUGGUGGCUUGGCGAUAACUGGGCACAGCCGUGUCAUGGACAUCCCACCAGUCUCUGUGCACCAGCGGGUGCCGAUUAUUCUGGGAUCAAAAGACGACGUGGAGGAGUGCAAGAAGUACUAUGAGAAGUGCGACGAUCCCAAGCUUAAAGAGAGGUGUGCAAACAGACUGAAGGGCCUUGUCACAGCGUAAGAGCCACGCAACCAGCUUCCUCGUAUGCAGAGUAUGACCUCUGUCAGGUCGCGCAAUCGUGAAGACCGCAAGCCGACUCUGAUUACUUCAAGGCAGCGCAAGCUUGCGGGAACUCGACUGAGCUCAAAUCGUUUGCAGGAUGAGAACACUCGCUGCCACUGAAUACUACGGAUGAUGCUAAAUGCGAAAAUGCAAGUGUUUUCAGAAUGCGGUAGAAAAAGUCCUGGCUUCGGGCGUCUUUGAAACAGCGGCUUCGGAUGCACUCUGGCCCCGGCAAAUCGUUCCUCGGUCAUCCCUUGAACGCAGGGAAGAUGGUUGUCCCUUAAGGAAAAAUGCAGCGCAAUGAUGUGCAACGAAUCAACUCGGCAAAUUGUUCCAAACAUCACGCCUACUGAAUCAAUCAUUCUGGAACAGUUUUUAGGCUAGCAAACUUUUGUAUUUGCGGUUUGUUUCUCAAUGUACUGCUGCUGUGAGUCAAUGCAGGUACCAGAAGCUAUCCCAUGACAGCUCUAGUGCAAGUCCUGAUAUUUAAAGGGCUCGCUCAAGCCUAGUACCUUUUCCUUCGAUUGUCAGCACAGCUCCAUACUCCUUAAGACACUGGUCGAUCAUUGGAUCCAGUCAAUCACUGUUUUGGUGCUGUGCGUCAUUUCUCCAGUGCUGAUGCUGCUGCAGGAAAUGACAUGCUCUGAC
Messenger RNA from Durusdinium trenchii, 2406 nucleotides. The record is from the annotation of a GenBank genome assembly. NCBI's taxonomy places the organism in Eukaryota, Dinophyceae, Suessiales, Symbiodiniaceae.